AAUACGGUGCCAAACAGAGCAAAUUAGAUUAAGGAAGCAGCCAUGGAAGCAGAGAGAAAGUACUCCACGAAUUGGGCUAUCGAAGGGGGCGGCUCUCUCGUGAAUUCAGUCACUUUUGAGUCCUCUUUCUCUCCCAUCACCGACAGUGUCGACGACGACGACGGAAACGCUCUGGUUUCGGUCCCCAGAUAUCCUCUCAUCCUCCGCCCUCCCUCACUCGAUUCGGGUCCCUGCGAGAUAACAAUCAGGUUUUCUCAAAUUCAUGAAGUGCAGCAGGUUUAUGUUCGAAGUACUGCUCGAGUAUAUGAGAUAUACUAUACAACUGGGCUGCAGAAGAGCAAUGAAUAUCUAUGUACUGUUCGAUGUGGCAUUGCUACUAGGGAUGGAGAGGUGCUGCAUACUACUGGUGUUCAAGAAGCUAUUUUGGCACAUCAAGAACCUGUUAAGGAUCUAGCAAUGAGAUCAAAAAAUGAGGGUGCUGUGGAUGCAAAUAAAGAUGAUUGGGUUGAAGUGGAACCUCCUGUGCUUGAUCUGAGAAGCAGUCCACUACCAUCUAGUUUUGAUGGAGACCACCCAGGAGGAAGUAUUCAGGAUUUUUAUGAGGCUACAGCAGAGAUUAAUGAUGCAGACCCCUGCAUCUCCAUUACGCUCCGUCUGCUCUCACUUCAGGAUAAAGGCUGUUUAUUUCUUGAUGAAGUCUAUGUAUUUGCUGAUCCUGUUGAUCCAGCUGAUCCCGAAAACCAAGCUGGUCAGGUGGAAAACAUGGCAGGUAGUUCUGUUAUGGCAAUGCUUGUGCCUACCCUGUUGCAGUUAUCUAAAACAAGAGAUGUAAAAAGAAUACAAGACAAGCAAGCUUCAGAUAUGAUUGAAAACCAAAAGACUGCAGACAGUGGAUUAAAAGCAACUAAAUCAAAGCAAGUUGCUGAUAAAAUGUGUGAAGGAAAAUCCAGAAUGGCUGCUGCUGAUCAGCUGGAAGAGAAUAUUCAGGAAGCAGUUGUCUCAACUGCCAAAACACCUCAGGUUGAGACCUCCCAACAGCUUUCAGGUGCAGAAAGCAAGCCUGAGUUAUCAUGCAGCCAUGCUGAUAGUCUACUGGGCCAGCUUGUUUCUCGUGUAAGCAGGAUAGAAGAUCUUUUCCUAAGGUUUGAAGAACACAUGCUGAAGCCAAUAAGCAAUAUUAAUGAAAGGCUUCAGCAUGUGGAACAGACACUUGAAAAACUUGUGGAGAAGUUCCAGAGUUCUGAAUUGCCUUCAUGCACGAGGAUCAUUGCCCCAGAAUUUUCAUGCCAUGAAUCUGAUCAUAACUCCUCUUAUAGCAAUGAAAAUAACGAUUCUAAUUGUGGGUCAUCUGAAGUCAAUAAGGAGGAGGCUUCUUUAUCUGUCACAUUGAAUGAUAUGGUAAAUUCAACAAGUGUUGGUCAAUCAGUCCCGGGUCUCGUAGUUACUGCUCCCGAGUUUGCGAAUAUUGAUGAUGAGGAAGAUUAUUCCUCACCAAGGAAUUCUCAAAAGGAUGAAGCUAAGUGUUCUGUGUCUAUUGAUGAUGCUUUAGCAUCUGCACUUUCUGGGUUCUUGUCUUCAACUUUGAUUGAACGACAAAGAUGUACUGAAGCUCUUGCACCUGAAGUUAAUGAUUUUUCAAAUGAAGAAGUUAAUGAUAACAAUGAGAAAGCUCCACCAAACAGACAGUGUGGAGAAAGUACAGAUCCGUUGUCCUGUUCAGGUGCACUUGAGGGGACUGAUUGUAUUAAAGUUUCACCAAAUAAUUCCUCGUGUAUUUCUUGUAUAGAGGGUGAGGGUAAUGUUAUGAGAUCUCUUGAUUACUUCUCCAAGAGAACUAUGGAUGGAAUUCCUGAACAAUGCCAACAUAAGGUGAGUGCUGAAGAUGCUUUUGAGUGUAUAAUUGCUGACUGCAAAGUUGCUCCUGCUGGAUAUGGUCUGGAAAACGAUAAUUAUAAUCAGUUAAGAGAGAACACUGGACCUGGAGAACCUGAUAUUCAGAGCCAGUGUCUUGGAGAUCUGAUUGAUAAUAACUCAAAUUCUACACAAGGCAGAGUUGCAAGCUCAGAAUUUAGCACUACUAGAAAAGAGUUGAAAGAGUGUUACAAUGAUAUCCUGCAGGAUGUUCUCAAAUUCUCACAUGGCACUUGCUUGGAUUUCGAAAUGCCCAUCCUUGAUGUAAAAUUUAAUUCUCUGGGAAAUUUGAAUGGUAGAACUUCCAUUGCGGCUCUUUUCAAUGAGUUGCCAGAGUCAAAUGACGAAGCCCCUGCAGUCAGGGAAAACGUUGAUGCUCUUGACCGUUGCAACUUGAUUUCAGUAGGAGAUGAGGGAUUGACAGGUCCACCAACUGACACCCUUUUUAUGCUAAUAUAGAUUGUUACAGUGUAGAAUAGAUUCCUUUAAGCUUGGAAGGUGAAAAGCAGCCUGGUCAUUGCGCAUGCAACGAUCAGGAAAUGCUGGCAACAAAUCUCAUUUGAGAAAAUGUUUUCUGGUUUGUGACUGUAAUGUUGUUGGAUUGUAUAUAGAAGCUACGUUUCUGAUUUGUGACUGAAAUAUUGCAUUAUAUAUAGAAGCUUUCUCUUCUCCCUUUUCUGA
This is a messenger RNA of Carica papaya (papaya), 2592 nucleotides long. Its product is annotated as 40S ribosomal protein S27. The record is from RefSeq and is a predicted model, not a curated record. Lineage: Eukaryota; Viridiplantae; Streptophyta; Magnoliopsida; Brassicales; Caricaceae.